Messenger RNA from Haliotis rubra (blacklip abalone), 6830 nucleotides. RefSeq names its product trafficking protein particle complex subunit 8-like. The record is from RefSeq and is a predicted model, not a curated record. NCBI's taxonomy places the organism in Eukaryota, Metazoa, Mollusca, Gastropoda, Lepetellida, Haliotidae. Gene Ontology annotation, biological process: protein localization to phagophore assembly site; endoplasmic reticulum to Golgi vesicle-mediated transport. Gene Ontology annotation, cellular component: cytoplasmic vesicle; TRAPPIII protein complex; phagophore assembly site.
UCAUCAAAAUGGCCGACGACAUGUCACAAAUGGAUUAUUAUGCAUUCAGUUGUCUCAGAGCCAGUAGAAUAACUGUAAUAUGGUGAUUUUAGGGAAAAUAUCUUAAGGAACAAUGGCACAGUGCAAACAGUCUGCACCGGAGUUUAUCCAGAACACAUUCAGUCCGCAUGUGGCUGUCUUGUGUAGCAAAGAUGCAGAGGUUUUGUGUCAGAAAAAUAAUUUGACUUUCGCUCAACUUGUUCAGCCUUUCUGUCGCUUAGGCACUGAAGUUCACAUCAAAGACCCCAACAAUGUGUCCCACUCCAUUCACAACCUGCGCAUCAGCACCUGCGACAUGUCUGCCACGCCCCCUCAACACGCCACCACCAAGAAGAUGCUCAAUGAUGCUGUGGCGGGCUCACAGUUACAGACAGGGGAUGGAGGGAGAGGAGCUGGGAAUAUGAUGUCCGUCGGGAACUAUGACCUGCAGCUUCAUGCUUCUACUCCAUGGUUCGAGGCAUACAGGGAAUGUUUCCUCGACGUGAUCACAUUGUCAGACCACGAAUACCUGAGUCACUGCGUGGGGUGUAUAUUUGUGGCCUCCUCUGGUCAGAGUGACCCAAUUGCGACCUUCACCAGCUUGACCAAUCAGCAGCUUCAGCAGCAACAGCAGUUCCCCAACAAGGUGCCCCGCUGGUUCUGUCCGGGAAUACUCACGUACUACGUCCUCCUGCAUGACGUCAGUGAUGGAGAACUGCCCAGGGCUGAAGCGUACUACCAAAGUAUGAAGACAACAUUCGGGUCUCAGUGCUGCCACCUACUCCAGAUCAACUCCCGCUCCCUCCAGACUGUGGAGAACAUGAAGCCAGAAGCCUCUCUCCCAGACCCCUGGAGUCAGUUCCUGCCCAAAGCCCCUGAGGUGCAGCCGGUGAAAUCCCACACGCCCCGCUACUUCAUCACCUGGGAGGGUGUUGAGUACGACGGGUUGCCGCUACAGGAUGAUGCCAGCUUCCCAUCCCAUCUCUCAGAGGCAAGACUCACCUCCACCAUCCCUGACCUCGAGACCUCAGUGAUCGAGACCACACCAGAUGUUAUUUCUGACAAGAUCUCCACAGUUCAUUCCUCUAGUCUUACAGAUUUAAACGACACCAACACUAGCAAUAAUGAGAUGUUGAUGGAUCACCCACUAGCAUUCCACUCCACGGAGACCCAAGCUCAGGUAGAAGAAUCCAGUAUAUCCCACGAUGGGGAUGCCACAGCCGCAGCCAAUGGCUACCAGGAUGGUAAGAGCACUGGCUCGGCGGCAGGGCAGGAGAAGAGCAAGCUGCGUGUCCACGGCGUCUGUCUCACCACAGGCGACAUGGACCGCCUGCGCAUCUUCAUGCACGAGUUUGUGGUGCGAUCCCUCAUACCUUGGGCAGAGAAACAGAUGAGGAUGUUGAAUGAGCAGCUGACAUCCAGGAAGGGAAUCCACAGAUCCAUCUUCAGUGCCACCAAGAAGUGGUUUGGUACCAACAAACCAUCAGGACCCGUACAGGCUUCCCAGAAUACAUCUGUAGUGUACACAUCUGAAGCACCUGAACUUCAGCUCCGCCGACUCGCCGACUUGGCGUUCCUCUUCCAAAUGUACGACUAUGCCUACCACACAUACCACACAGCCAAGAGAGACUUCAACAACGACCAUGCAUGGCUGCAUUUUGCUGGAGCUUUGGAAAUGGCCAGCCUGUCUAUCUUCAUGCUGGGGAGUCAGAGUCAGAGACAAUACCCUCACCACUACAUGGAAUCUGCCAUCACCACCUACCUGACAACAUGCAGGAACUUCCAGUACGCCGUCCGGGCCACUCUAGUCAGCACCGAGGCACUCAAGUGUCGGGGGAUGUAUGGGGAGGCUGCAAUGCAGUUCCUCAAAAUGACCAAUGAGGAUUCUGACUUGUCCAGCGCCCUCUUCCUUGAGCAAGGAGCUCACUGUUUCAUCAACAUGAAGACGCCGAUGGUGCGGAAAUAUGCAUUUCAUAUGAUUCUGGCAGGGCACAGAUUUAACAAGGCUGGACAGCGCAAGCACUCAUUGAGGGCCUACUCGCAAGCAUUACAAGUGUUCAAGAGCAAGUACUGGUCACUUGCUGAGGAUCACAUCCACUUUACUAUUGGGCGUCAGUCUUUCAACCUGAAGCAGCUGGAGAAUGCUUCCUCUGCCUUCAAGCACCUGCUGAUGGCAGAGAGCAAACAACCAGCAGCCCAACAAGGAGCCUUUCUCAGAGAGUACCUGUUUGUAUAUAAGCAACUGCUGACUCAGGAGGCUGGGGAGAACUGCUCAUAUGGCCGUCUACCGGAGCUGCCACUACCCAAUAUCAACAGCAACACCACCAAGGUCCUUAUGGGGAAACAGCAGCCGCAGAUACCAGAGAACCCACGGAAGACACCAGCAACAGGGGUGUGGUUCGAUCACGAUGAGAGUCGAAACAUGUGCUGGCAGAAGCUGGAAGAGAAGCUAGUGAUCUCAGCCAACGGUGGAUCCCUCCCAAACACCUUCCGAUCAACACUGCAGUGCUUUACUAACAAUACAGAAAACAGGGCCAGCCCUAUAGCUUUUGUAGGAGAGCACAUUGUGGUGGAGGUGCAGGUGGAAGACCCCCUGCAGGUGACGCUGGUGCUGUCUGACGUCAUGCUGCUGUGGAGCUUCCUGCCCAGCAUCGCCGGUGCUGACAAGCCACAGCUCAUCUCCAACGAGGUGUCCACAGGGGUCAAGAACAACCUGGCAGAUGAGAUUAUCCAGACGACUGUGAUCAAGGAGGUGGUGCUGGAGGGAGGCCAGACAGCUCCAAUCCACCUGACCCUGGUGCCAAGACAGCCUGGUGAGCUGCGGGUGGUGGGCCUGGCAUACAACCUGGGCACCACCAGUUCCCAGUCCCAGAGCUCCUCCCCACUCCCGGGGGACAUGCCCUCCUCCACCUCCACCUCAUCGCCCUCCAUCCUGGGCUCCCAGAAACCCAGCUUCAUCAGCAGCGUGUACGUGCGGGGCAAGCAGAAGCUGGAGGUGCAGGGGCCGCGACUCAACGCCAGCAAGGAUGACAAGACCAACAAGGUGUAUGGUCCGGACAGGCGGCUGGAUCUCACGGUCCACGAGGAGAUGCCCAUACUGGAGGUGAGCUUCUGUGACUUCCCUGACUCCCUCCUGUGUGGGGAGGUUCACUGUAUAGAGAUGGAAGUACGGAACACCGGUCGCAGCCCUCUACAUCAACUCAAGGUGACGUCCACCCACCCGGACUUCUUCACGUUUGGCUGUAGUCAAGACCUCCCUAAAUAUCCCUACGUCUACCAGACUAGGUCUGUGGACAGUGACAUCAGCAACCCCAUAGACUCGUGCAGUGUGCGCUCUGUGCCUGAUGUUAUAGACAUUCCCAUCGAGGGUAACAUCCUUCGCCCUGGGGAUACCAGGUCGCUGCCCAUGUGGCUGCGGGGGAACGACAUCGGGGGAGUUCACGAAGUGGACUUCCUGUUUUACUACGAACCACUUAACACACAAGCCAAAGAAAAGGAUUCUGUGAGACAUCGAGUACUUCGACACAGAGCAGUGGUCAACACAGUGGAGUCCUUGAGUGUGAGGGCCGUGGUGACCAAGCCCAGUGCGUGUGUGUCCAGUAGUGAUGGACAGGAACUCAAGUCAUGUAUCAUCUCAUGUGAGCUGGAGAACCUCAGUCAGGUGCAGGUGCAGCGGCCCCACAUCCAGGAGUUGCAGGUGACCCAGGUGUCGUGUGCCAGUCAGGACUGGGUGGUCAACUCCCUCAGCAUCAGCGACCAGAAGGAUGUCCGCAUCGGCAGCAGGCACAUCCUGCAGCUGGCGCUCAAGGGAACCAAGUGCAAGACAGAUAACAAACUGAUGUUCAGCGAGGUAUUCUUCGACAUGCAGAAGAUCAACAGUGUCCAGACUCCAUGCUGUGACUUCUACUUCCGGAGUCCUGCAUGUCGCCAGAUCAGCUCCUCCCCCAGUGAUGCCAGCCUAGUCCCCUCCCACCGCUCAGCGCCCUCUCAGCCUGACUUCUCCAGUCUGAACAAGGCCAGGGAGGUGAAGCUCACCCUUAUCAUACUCUGGAAGGCAUUUGUUGCCCAGGAGAAUGGUCAGCUGAAGAUCCUUGUUGGGCAGCAUCAUGUGUGCAUCGAGCGAGUGGACGCCGUGGUCACAGCCUACCCUCUAGUCCAGUCUAACCAAGACCAGCCCCCGCUCAAGUUCAUCCGUAACGUGGAGCCGCAGACCGAGCCCCAGCCAAGCCCAGAGGUGACGACAAAGCUUGUGAGCUACUCCUUCCUCCACCAGCUGGACUGCACACACAACUUCAACAAGGGGUUGUGCAUUGUCCCAGUGACCCUGAAACUACAGAACCACACAGACACCUCUGUUGAUGUACUGGUGGAUACCAGCAAGUCGUCAGACAGGUUUGGAACCGCCUCCAGCCCAUCCCCUCCACAGUUCUCCCCCGGUUCCCCCACCCCACCAGUGAUGAGCUGCAGCUUCAGCUGGGUGGGCCCCACCCUUGCUAACCUCACCCUCGCCCCCGGGGCUGACCAGCAACUACAACUAAAGGCUGCAUUCUGUCGCCCUGGGGUCUACAACUGCAACAACCUGGCUGUGUUUGUGACCUAUGCUGAUGCGGAUCCAUCAGAGAUGAUAUUGCAGAAGCACUCCACACCAAGCAUCAUCACACUGUCUGCUUAACCAGGUUGGACAUAUCAGCAUUGUCCACUUGUCAACUGAUGGCAUAUCAAGGAACGCUGAUCUUCUCAUGGGCUUAUUUUAGUCAUGGAAAGGGCAGUCAGUCAUCCUAACAGGCCUUCUGGUGCAGUUACAAAGGAUGAAGACAUGUGUUUUAUUGUUUUUAUAUUGGCAAUGGACAUUAAAUGUUCAAGUGUCUUAUAAAGAGUGUGGAAGAAUUCCUGUUUUGAAUACCUUUUGAGUGGAUUGAUGUUCAACAAUGUGACUCUUGGCCAUUAGAAAUGCUUCAUGUGCUUGACUUGAGUGAUGCAGGCUAUGUUCUGGCUAGUUGUGUGAGACGGAGGAGCUCCUUGUCUGCUUGUAAGAUAGAACAUGUCUUUCACAGUGUAACCCAAAGUUUGCUGUACUGUAGUAUGUGUCGAGAAGUGACAAGAACUGGGGAUUAGUGGAAGUGAGUGUUUUGAUAUUUUAACAUGGGACCACUAGAUGAGGACAGUACAAGCCUAGAACAGUGUGAUAUAGAGAUAGUGUUUGAGAAGUUCCAAGAAGGGGCCACAAGUAUUGGAAGCUGAAGAUGCUCAUACAGGUGACAAAUACCAGAGGAGUGGAGGCCAUUUGAAGCCAGAGAGGCCCAGGACAUGCGAUGGUUCAUUCAACAAUGAUUGUGUUGAUAUUGUGACUGUGUAUGCAUAAAUGACUCCAAAUGGACAUAGCUCUGUUGAUGAUGUUUGUUGCAACAGAAAUUUGGAUAAUACAUCAUUCAUGACUGAAGGUCCCUCAAAAGAUGGUUUGAAAUGGUUCACUUCUGUGUCUGGUUUGCUAAGGGUUUCUUCUGAAAAUCAUUUCUUGUGGUGCUCAACAGUAUAAAGGAACAAUCCAAGCUUUUACGCUUAUCAUCGAGGGCAAACUGUGCAAAGUAAGGAUUCUUGCACAUACCAAAGCAAUGCUAAUAUGCUGAUAUUGGUGACCAGUGUCAUGAAGGCUUGGAAGUAUUUUCACUUGCAAGACAGAAUUUUGGAGUAUGCCACAGUUUCUAUGUUGUGUUUGUUUGAAUCAAAGUGAAGGUAACACACUCUUGAUAUGCGUUGUAUUCUGACAAGAAACUAUUACCGUUGUCUGUUAGACGUCUGUGGUGCCAGAGUAAGAUCCAGCAGUUGAAGCUACCACAAGACAGCCUCUAUCUUGCUUUAUGACAAGCACCUGUCUGUCAGCAUCUGUGGGUUUUAGGGAUCACCUGACAAGGAGCAAUCAGGAACAGUUGAAGCUACCACACUACACCAACAGUAUCCAUCAUGGUGUAUAUUACGAGAUGCACCUCGAUCAGCAUCUUUUGUUGCAAAGCAUCAUCUUCCAAUGACGAAUGAGAAACAGUUAAACCUCCUCACUAUACAGUCAGCCUCCUUCUUGCUUUGUGUUGUGGCAAGCACCUGUCUGUCAGCAUCUGUGGCUUUAAAGGAUCUUCUGACAAUAACAACGGUUGAAGCCAUAAUAUUACAAAGCUAGUCCUCAUCUUGUUCUAUGUUCUGACAAGCACCUGUUGUCAUGGGGAUGUUGAUGAUGUCAUGAACAGUAGUGGUAGUUAAGCAGACAUGUUUUGGCCUACCAGCGAGUGUAUCGAUGGUAUAACAUAUAGCUUUACAUGUGAUUCAACUUCUGUGAUCAGAUUCAGCAUCUCUGUGAACUUUAUACUGACUCUGUGCAGCACCUUAGAUUGUACAGAUAUGUGUGUGUUGUUAGGUUUCAUACCUUUGAUAUUGAUAAUCCUGUUCCAUAUCCUUCACUGAGUACUCUGUGAUGUUGGUGACACUAUGUAAAACUGUCGUGAUAUUGCUGGAAUAUUGCUAAAAGCGGCCUAAAAUUGAAAUCAAUCACCAACUAUGUAAAACUCACUAACUCCUGCACAGACACUCUAUUGUUCAGUCCCUUCAGUACAUGAGCUUGUGUAUCAACUCAUACUGAGAUACAGUUAUAAGUUUUGUAUUAGGGUAGAUCCAGGGUUGUGGAAAAGGGGGAUGCACAGUGUAGUCAAAUCAUGGCCUGAACAAACUGAUGGUUGCUGAGUGAGUUUAGUUUUACGCCGCACUCAGCAAUAUGGCGGCAGUCUGUAAAUAAUCGAGUCUGGACCAGACAAUCCAGUGAUCAA